CUGGGUUCUUAACCAAAUGAGCAGGAGCCAGUUGAUUCAUAUGAAUAGUCUUGGAGAUCUGACGCCAGCUCCAUCUAUGACGAUUCCAAUGGCGCAUUCCUCAAGGCCAACUCUGGGGUUCCCUCUAGGGACGGCACUCCUGAUCUUUGUCAUCUUCUCUCUCAGUGGCAUCUUCUCUUGUUGCUACCACUGGGACAAGCUCCGCGCCUUCCUCCGGUCUCGGCAUCCUGAUGUGAUACUCCAAGAGGUCCAGCACACUGUCAUCUCCAUUGCGUCUCCGAGCAAGACAACAUCUGAUCACAAGGACGAGAAAGCAGGGAAAGAGUGUGGCUUGCCCGUUAUUAUGCCUGGAGAUAAGGUCCCCAAAUUCUUCGCUAGGCCCUGCCCACAUGAGAGGUGUUUGCCUGCAGAAGAGGAGAAGGAAGCUGAGGUGCAAGUCAAAUGUUCUGUUUCACAAUUUAGUUAGUAGCCGUAAAUGAAGGCUAUACCAUGUAUAUAAGCUUGUUAUUAGAACUUCCAAAAAAAAAUGCAUUUCCUCCUUGGUCGUAUGAAGGUAUACGAUUCAUUUCGUUCAUUGGGGUAUAUUUUAUCUUUGGAGUUAGAAAAUUAAGGAUUAUUUCGUUCCCGCAAGCUUUCUGAAUUCAUGGCAUAUAUUCUGGUCACACCCAAAUCUAUGAGCUCAAGACUAAACCAGAAAGGAACAUGAUAAAAUAAUGGAUGGAGACAAAAUUCUUUCUGGGUUUGUGUUUGAACCAUUGGUUGUAUGAAAACUGUAUCGAGCUUCAAGAUGAUCCCAGGUGUGGCCCUGAUGUUAAUACCCAGCUUUUGGUGGUAUGUGGCCAUUGUGAAGUAUGAACUGAACCAAGGUAAGCAAAAAUGGCUACUAUGACACUUAUGUUCAACUCUGCUGGGAACUUGUUGGUUGUUGUUUAUGAAAAUUGGGGGAAAAAACAAGAAUUCAUAAUGAUAUUGGUUAUGUCAUGUUUACAAACAAAGGGGACAUUUUCCUUCUGAAUCUUCUACAUUACUUGGGUGUGAAUGUGUGAUUGAUCAUAAGGUCC
This is a messenger RNA of Oryza brachyantha (malo sina), 1061 nucleotides long. RefSeq lists its product as uncharacterized. NCBI's taxonomy places the organism in Eukaryota, Viridiplantae, Streptophyta, Magnoliopsida, Poales, Poaceae. The record is from RefSeq and is a predicted model, not a curated record. The transcript has 2 exons. Bases 17 to 466 code for a protein of 149 amino acids.